CUCAAUGUCCGCUGCUUACUCUUGUCCACUUUUGAUUCUCUCUCUCUCUCUGUCUCUCUCUCUCUCCUUCUUUCUGUCUCUCUAUGUCCUCCUCAGUGUCUGUCUUUCACUCAUUCACACAGAAACGCACGGAGGUAGAAUAAUUGCGGGUCCCCUAACACCUGUUCAUGCGUCACUACGCGCGGAGACGCGCCUCGACUGUAUGCCGUUCAGCCAGCUCAGCUAAACGGACCGUCGACUGAGAGAAGAGCGGGGGCUUUAAAACCCACAGAUGAGUUUUCUGCCAGUCCAGUGGAAAGGAGAUCUACAUGAUUCGAAUUUUCCUUCACGUUCCAACCUGGCAACUAUGAUGGUUGGAAAGCCGGUGAGACAGUGGAAGUCUGUCUGUAAGGGGCUGAUUCUGGGCGGUCUCUUGACCACUUGCAUGAUUCUUCUGUAUUGUCUGUCAGCCCCGGAGGUUCACUUCGGUCUGCAGGAGGUCCCGGUACCUUUCUCGUGCGCUCAUCGGCCAUCUCCCCCUCACUCCUCAACAAUCUCUAACAGCUCCCAUCAUGCGUCAGCGCAGAGGGCGUGCUCUCCCAAAAUGGACGUGAUGUUCCUGAAAACGCACAAAACAGCCAGCAGUACUUUUCUCAACAUACUCUUUCGGUUUGGCGAGAAGCACCAUCUCAAAUUUGCCUUCCCCAACAGCCGCAAUGACUUCUUUUACCCCUCCCCUUUCCAUCAUUCACAAGUUAAAGACUGCAGACCGGGAAUGUGCUUUAAUAUAAUCUGCAAUCACAUGCGUUUCAAUGCUGCCGAGGUGGCCAAAGUGCUCCCGGCCGACACCACGUACAUCACAAUCCUUCGUAACCCGGCUGAUCUCGCCGAGUCCUCCUUCCAUUAUUUUGGAAAUGUGGUACCUCUGACGUGGAAGCUUUCGGGGGAGGAUAAACUUGGAGAAUUCUUUACAGAUCCUGAGCUUUACUACGAUCCAGAGGGAUUCAAUUCGUUCUACCUUAAAAACUUGCUUUUCUUUGACUUUGGCGAGGAUAAUAACGCGGAUCCUAAUGACCCAAAGGUGGAGGUUGCCAUUGAUGCCAUCGCCAAACGCUUCCAGCUGGUAAUGCUUGUGGAGUACUUUGAGGAGUCUCUUAUCUUGCUCAAGGAUGCUCUCUGCUGGGACAUGGAGGACUUGGUAUUUUUCAAACUCAACGCGCGGAAAGGUUCAACCAUUUCUAGACUGACCCCAGAGCUCAGAGCCAAGGCACUUGAAUGGAACGCUAUCGAUUGGAAGCUUUACCAGUAUUUCAAUUCCACUUUCUGGCGCAAGGUGGACGCUUAUGGCCGCGAGCUCAUGGCCAAAGAUGUGAUGGAGCUGCGUCGCAGGAACGCAGAAAUGACUUCCGUUUGCAUCGAGGGAGGCCAUGCUGUCGAUGCAGGAAACAUUCUUGAGACUUCCAUGCAGCCGUGGCAACCCAUAGGGGAGAAGUCAAUUAUGGGUUACAAUCUGAAAAAGAACAUAGACAAAUCUCAUAGAAAGCUCUGUAGGAAAAUGCUCACCCCAGAGUUGCAAUACCUUACGGAAAUGGGCGUCAACCUUUGGAUAACAAGACUGUGGGGUCACAUAAGAGAAAUCAUUCACUGGUAGUCUUGUUUUUACCAUUAAGGUGAAAGAUUAGCACUGACUUGUAUGCAACAGACCUAAAACCUUUUCUGUGUCAGAAAGUAAGAAAAAUAUUAAUGAAAAUGUUUUAUAGUUUUAUAAAACUCACACAAGCAAGUGCUGACAGUCACAUCUUUAACACGUUAGCUGUGUGUUUAUAUAACAGUGUAUUGUAUGUCACUGCUGUGUAUUACAAAGUGUUCGACUGCUUGAGUCAAUCAUAAGAAAUGAAUCAACUACACACUUUUUGUUACAUGACCUCAUUCUUGGUUUUUAUUGUUUUGUGCCAGUGGCAAAAGCUAUACAUUUCUUACAUCUGAUACGGUGAAAACGAUUGUCAUGGAAACAGCGAUGCUGUUAUCCUCUGUUGAUGAAAAACUCUGUUCAGAAUGUUGAUUUAAAGGGUGCUUUUGUGAGAAAAUGUGAUGACAAAAGGCUUCCUGAGGCCACUCAGAAAAUAAAAACUUUAUGUAGCUUU
Messenger RNA from Triplophysa dalaica, 2123 nucleotides. RefSeq names its product galactose-3-O-sulfotransferase 1a (gene gal3st1a). Gene Ontology annotation, biological process: myelination; galactosylceramide biosynthetic process. The record is from RefSeq and is a predicted model, not a curated record. The transcript is spliced from 4 exons. The coding region runs from base 272 to 1630 and encodes 452 amino acids. Gene Ontology annotation, cellular component: membrane. NCBI's taxonomy places the organism in Eukaryota, Metazoa, Chordata, Actinopteri, Cypriniformes, Nemacheilidae. Gene Ontology annotation, molecular function: galactosylceramide sulfotransferase activity.